Messenger RNA from Carcharodon carcharias (great white shark), 3565 nucleotides. RefSeq names its product phosphodiesterase 5A, cGMP-specific, b (gene pde5ab). The transcript has 22 exons. Gene Ontology annotation, biological process: signal transduction. NCBI's taxonomy places the organism in Eukaryota, Metazoa, Chordata, Chondrichthyes, Lamniformes, Lamnidae. The coding region runs from base 88 to 2643 and encodes 851 amino acids. Gene Ontology annotation, molecular function: 3',5'-cyclic-GMP phosphodiesterase activity; protein binding. The record is from RefSeq and is a predicted model, not a curated record.
GUAACAGACCGGAGAGCGGGUGGGUGCUGGGUGACAGGCCGGAGGAAGGGGAGCCGAAGGCAAGGAAGGUCCCAGCCAGCCGGGACCAUGGCGACUUACAACCCCACCGAAUACGAACGCAUGGAGGCUUGGCUGGAUGAUAAUUUAGACUUUGCACAUUCAUACUUUGUCCGGAAGGCCACCAGGGAGAUGGUCAAUGCAUGGUUUGCAGAAAGAGUGCAUACUGUUCCCGCUACAAAUGAAACUGUGAGAGAUCUCAGCCUUGUGAAUCAAAUGGCCCAGCCAGAGAGUGCCACUCCUGGGACUCCUACAAGGAAAAUUUCUGUUUCAGAAUUUGACAGACCCCUGAGACCCAUCCUUGUUAAAGAUUCUGUCGGGGGUUUAACAUUUGUCUUUGACUCGGAUAAAAAGGAACAGAUGCCGUUCAAGUUUCCAAAGGCUGCCUGUGAAGCCAUACCUGUGAACGAUCAGUGUUCCAGGCUUUUAGAACUUGUCAAGGAUAUUUCCAGCCAUUUGGAUGUCACAACGCUCUGUCACAAAAUCUUUCUUCACAUCAAUGAAGUUAUUGCUGCCGACAGGUAUUCACUUUUCCUGGUGCACGAGGACAGCUCAAAUGAAAAGUUUCUUGUAAGUCAGCUUUUUGAUGUUGCAGAAGGGUCUACUCCUGAAGAAGCUUCAAAUAACUGCAUCCGGUUAGAAUGGAACAAAGGAAUUGUUGGGUAUGUAGCAGCUACAGGAGAGCCACUGAAUAUUGAAGAUGCAUAUAAGGAUCCCAGGUUCAAUGCAGAAGUUGACCAGAUCACGGGCUACAAGACGCAGAGCAUUCUAUCGAUGCCAAUAAAGAAUCACAAAGAGGAGGUUGUUGGUGUUGCCCAAGCAAUCAACAAGAAAUGUGGAACAAAUGGAGCAUUCACCAAAAAAGAUGAAAAGGAUUUUGCUGCCUAUUUGACGUUUUGCGGGAUUGUCCUUCACAAAGCUAAAGUUUAUGAGACCUCAUUGCUUGAAAACAGACGCAACCAGGUUCUACUUGAUCUUGCAACUCUGAUAUUUGAGGAGCAGCAUUCCUUAGAAAUAGUUUUGAAGAAGAUUGCAGCAACUAUCCUUUCAUUCAUGCAGGCUCAGAGCUGUACCAUCUUCAUUGUGGAUAACAAUUCCUCUGAUUCAUUUUCCAGCGUCUUUCACAUGAAUUCUGCAGAGCUGGAGGAUCCGGCAGAGUUCCAGAGGAGGAGUUAUGAUAUAAGUAAAAUCAACUAUAUGUUUGCAAAGUAUGCAAAAAACACCAUGGAAACACUGAAUAUUACAGACGUUAACAAGGAUGCACGUUUUAUGUGGAAGAAUGAAAAUGCAGAAAGUACAAACAAACAAAUAAAAAGCUUGCUCUGCACCCCAAUUAAAAAUGGAAAGAAGAAUAAAGUGAUAGGUGUCUGUCAGCUGAUGAAUAAAAUGGGAGAAACUUUUGACAAAAUUAAGGCCUUCAAUAAAAAUGAUGAGCAGUUUUUGGAAGCAUUUGCCAUUUUUUGUGGAUUGGGAAUACAGAACACUCAGAUGUAUGAAACUGUCGAAAUGGCCAUGGCAAAACAGAUUGUGACACUAGAGGUCCUUUCAUAUCAUGCAUCUGCCACUGAAAAUGAAACUGAGGAGCUUCAGGUAACAGCGAUGCUGCCUGACUCAGCCAUGACUGUCCCUUCUGCUCAUUCACUAAAGCUGCUAGAUUUUAGCUUCAGUGAUUUUGACUUGUCUGAAGUUGAAACGACGUUGGCUACCAUCCGAAUGUUCAUUGAUCUGAACUUUUUACAGAAUUUCCAGAUGAAAUAUGAGGUUCUUUGCCGUUGGAUUUUAAGUGUUAAAAAGAAUUAUCGAAGACAUGUAGCAUAUCACAAUUGGAGGCAUGCAUUUAAUACAGCUCAAUGCAUGUUUGCUGUGCUGAAGUCUGGCAGGAUUCAGAACAAGUUAACUGACCUGGAGACAUUAGCUCUGAUCAUAGCAACCCUGAGCCAUGAUCUGGACCACAGGGGGGUGAACAAUGCUUUCAUAAAGAGGAGUGAGCACCCUCUUGCUCAGCUCUACUGUCACUCCAUGAUGGAACAUCAUCAUUUUGAUCAGUGUGUCAUGAUACUCAACACCCCUGGAAACCAAAUUCUGAGUGGCCUAUCUCUAGAUGAGUAUAAAGUGACUCUGAAAAUGAUUGAGCAGGCCAUUCUAGCCACAGACCUAGCAAUCUACAUGAAGAGAAGAGAAGAAUUUUUUGAUCUGCUGAAAACCAAUCAAUUUGACUGGGAAGUUAAAAGUCACAAAGAGCUUUUAAGGGCGAUGUUGAUGACUGCAUGUGAUGUGUCUGCAAUAACCAAACCUUGGCCUGUUCAACAAAAGAUAGCUGAACUUGUGGCAACAGAAUUUUUUGAACAAGGUGACAAGGAGAGAGAGGAGCUAAAAAUCGAACCCAUUGAUUUAAUGAACCGAGAGAAACGUGACCAGAUCCCCAGCAUGCAGGUUGGAUUCAUUGAUGCGAUCUGUAUUAAGCUAUAUGAGGCUUUGGCAGGAAUAUCUGAAGCUUGUCUCCCGUUGCUUGAAGGUUGUAGGAAUAAUCGAAAGAACUGGGAAAUGCUAGCCGCACAAAAACUGGUGAAUGGGGAAAAGAAGUGAUGUAUAGCCUUAUUUAGAUACCAUGCUCCUUUCAAUUGUGGCUUCCCACUGGGACUGUGAGAUUGGUGAUUUUACCCAUCAGUUUUAUAAAAAGAGUGACCCUAAUAACCACUCAUGUUGGUACUACAUUGUCAUAGUGGUCAUUAUCCUUUAUAUCUUCAGGGUAUAAUUUGGAAAAUUAGAUUAUCUACAUUGUAACAUAUUUUUUUUAACUUUAAGGCAGUACAUAUUGCAGAAAUUAGUUCAGUUUAUCAAUGUUAAAAGUCAUAACGGCCUAGUCCUCUUAAAUAAAGCACGUAACAUCAUGAUAACAGGACUGUUCCCUUGUAACCCACUCAAUCCAUCAUGUGUAAAGCCACUUUUCCUGGUUGGCAUUUUUCUUCUGGGGAGGCAAAAACUCGUGUCAAAUUUCACAAUCCGAGGUAGGGUGAAAAGACACUAAUCACGAUAAUUCUUGAUAUGUGCUUUACUCUUCCGUUUAAAGAAUGAAAAGAACAAUACCAAAAUGUAGAUAAUGCCAUGAUUUUUCCAAGGACAACUCUGAGAAUGUUGCUUAAGGGGGUAUCCCGUUAAUGUUAGACCAAAAUGUAAAAAUCCUUAUGAUCUUUUAAUGUGGAGGGUACUGCAAUGAAGAUAUUUCUAGACCAUGGAUGCUACAGUAUUAAGCUUAGAUAUAUAAGAUAGGAACUGAGUUCACAGCUAUGAUUUAUAACCGAGAUGAUCCACGGGCUUCAAGUGUACAAUUCUGCCAAGGUCAGAAAGUAGCAGUACUGAACAGAUUCUCUUGAUUAUGUUAAACACUGGUGGAUAAAUAAUAAAUAUCUGUAAGUUUAAUUAAUGAUGACAACCUCAUUAACUAUGCUGAGAAAUUCAAGGUGAACAAAUCAAUUUGAAUUAAAAACAAAAAAACUGCGGAUGCUGG